AGUCUAGAGUCGAUACGCGUCUGAAUUUUAUUAUACUCAGAAGAAAAUGUCACCACAGGGAUGAGCCAGAGCCCGAGGUUAAAAUCGUCAUUCCAGUUGGGUCGUAAAUGAUGCAUUUCUUCAAAAGACCAGCCAAUUGUGUUGAUUCAAACGUUAAAUCGCCCCCUCCAAUCAAUAUCGAAUGCACUGAUGGAGAAUGACCAUUUCGUAAUCGCUAGUCACUUAACUAUAUAAACUUUUUCUGGAAGUUUAUUUUGUUUGUGGUUAAUAUUGGUCCCCGUGUUCGAAUUCGCCGUUGCCUUUUCUAUUGGAGAAUAUUCGCCGAAUCGAUAGGGUAUUAUAAAACAAACAAACUUUUCUCCACUUAUCUCAUAAGCAAAAAGCGCUCAUGGUUGGAUGUUGACAAUUCCUGACUAAUGCAUGUAUGAAUGGAGUUCAGUCUAUAGUAAACUUGUGUAUUCUCAGGAGGUUAACUGGAUAUACAAGUAGGAAAAGAGACUGAGGCACCAUGAGUCUUAGAACGUAACUUCCUUCUUUGAGAACCACCGUCAUGGUAAGGGGUGAGAUCAACUUCGCGCUGAACCUCUCCUACGGGGACGCAAUCUUCCUCCAGGACAGCGCGGGAAACAACACCGCGCUGCAGAACGCGUUCUACAUGCAGUACGUGGUCAACGGCAUAAUCCUCCCGAUUCUGUCCGUGUUCGGAGUCUUUGGGAACAUUCUGACAAUGGUCGUACUCUGGCGACGGGAGAUGCAUUCGACUACCAUUUUGUUCCUGCGGGCUCUCGUGUUAACGGAUACCGGAAUCAUUGUAGUAGUCGCGCUAACUGUGACCCCGUUUACUUUGUCUUUCUUUCACCCAGGGCUGUGGUAUUUUAAAGAUGUGAUAUACCCCAAUGUAUUUACCCCAGUGACGUAUAUUGUGAUGGUCAUCCAGCAGUGCAAUGUGUGGAUAACUGUGUCGGUCAGUGUGGAGCGAUAUAUCUCUAUCUGUCAUCCAUUCAAAGCAGCCAAAAUAUGCACAAAGCGAAGGACAUGGAUUAUUCUGUUUGCGAUAUGUGGAAUUUCAAUUAUUUACAACAUUCCAAGGAUUUUUGCGAACAGGUCUAAAUCCCCGUGUUCCCCUACAGACGACAGAGAAUGCUACAUGCUUGUGGAUACUACAUUUGGCAAAACAACAUUUUACACCAAAGUGUACAUGGUAUGGAUGUACGCUGCUUUAAUUUACAUUAUUCCACUGACUCUUCUAGCGGUCCUUAACUGUUUGAUUAUCAUGGAAUUGAUGCGCAUGCGUGCAAGGAGAAUCGGCACAAAUAUUCAAGAUGACAAUGAGGCAAAUCUUAGUCUCAUUUUGGUUUUAAUUGUGAUAGUCUUCAUUUGUUGCCAGACUCCGGGACUAUUCUCACAGUUUGACUUUCUCUUCGAUCCCAUUGUAUUUAUUCAGUGGAUAGCGUUUGGGAACACUUUGUUUGUGACAAACUCGUCCGUGAACUUCCUGAUCUACACGGCCGUCGGGCGGCGGUUCCGCAAGGUGUUACUGAAAAUGUUUAAGAAAAUUUUCGGACAAUCUGUAUUCUCGCGCUCAAGGAACUCUGGAUCAAGCUCCGACCACGAGCUUUUGGAGACAUUAAGAUCUACUGUACAUUACAGAGACUCGGAAGUGACGCAAGUGAACGACAUACACAAACUCGAGAAAAUCAGACUUACUUCUUAAUACGGUGUGAUCUUUUAUCCGCACAAGUGUCUCGUUAUGGUGACUUACCUGUCUAUCUUAUUGUUAUUGUGAUUCAUUAAUCAGUUGUUUUAUUACGUUAAAUUGUUAAAGGAUGUUUAUAUGUAUAAAGUUUCAUUGACAAA
Magallana angulata is the source of this 1857-nucleotide messenger RNA. RefSeq names its product FMRFamide receptor-like. Gene Ontology annotation, molecular function: G protein-coupled receptor activity. The coding region runs from base 551 to 1714 and encodes 387 amino acids. Gene Ontology annotation, biological process: G protein-coupled receptor signaling pathway. Lineage: Eukaryota; Metazoa; Mollusca; Bivalvia; Ostreida; Ostreidae. The transcript has 2 exons. Gene Ontology annotation, cellular component: membrane. The record is from RefSeq and is a predicted model, not a curated record.